AUGUCUGCAACUAUGUCUGCAACUAUGUCUGCAUUUCCUCGUAUUAGUCAACCAAUGGGUCCACCUUCACAACCUCCCGUUGGUUAUAGAUCUACUGUAUAUAAUACUACUAAUCCAAUAAUGGUUUUACCACGUAUAAAUACACAGACAGGCAAUCCUUUACUAAGUCGGAGGUCGACUGGACCAGCUGUACCUGGUACAACGGGAGCAGCUGAUGAAAAGGCUAGCUAUGACGACGUUUUAACCUUUACUGGGGUUGACCUAAAAGAAGAAACAGAUAAUAUUUUAAGAGAAAAUGAAUUAUUGGGAAUUCGACAAUCUACUUUUACAACACAACUUCCAGAUCGUUCACGGACGCAGAGUUUCUUGGAUCAAAGAAAUCUCUCAAAUGUGGUUACAUCUAUAGCUAUGCAACAUAAGUUAGGCGUAAGUCCUGAUGUGAUGACCUAUCUAGCGCUUGCUACACAAGAGAGAGUAAGAUCGUUAGUGGAAUCAAUGAUUGCUGCUAAAAAUCAUCGAAUACACUCGGAACAUAUACAUCAUCCAAGUGUAACCGAUGGUGAUGGUGAGAAUUUACCAAUGUAUAAAGAAGCUGUUAGCUUGGACGUGAAAUCACAAUUGCUUGCAAUUGAAAAAGUUGAUCGUGAACAUGAACGUAAAAGAAAAGAAAUUCGAGCAGGAUUAAAAAAUGAUAGUAAAACGGAAGAUAAAGAUGAUUCAAAAGAUCAAUCAGAGACAACCACUGCACCAAAACGUAAUAAACCUAUAAAUAAGCUUACAGUCGACACAAAGAAUACUAAUAUGACAGCUUUAUCAGCAGCUGGUGGUAAAACUAAAAGUUGGAUGAUUGAUAUUCAAUCUGAAGUACCUUCAACUUCAGUUAUUAAUGGUGGCGAUACUGCUGCUACGAGACCAUCACGUGGACGUUCAAGAUCGACUUCAAAUGCUAAAAAUUUUUCUACCUUUAAAAGGGGAGAAACUCAACAAGGAGGAGGUUCAACCUCCAGCAUCACCACUGGACCAUUUGUGACUGGUCAACAGCAACCGUCUAAUGGACCGGCUCCAACAAUAACGGUAAAAGAUGCUCUCUUUGUAUUAGAAAGAGAUCGUGGUGGUGGCGGUGGUGCCGGAAGUGGCCGUGAAGUAUUAAUGAAGGUAUUAAAUGGAAUUCGAUAAGGUUAUGUCAAAUGGCUUAGAUGAAUAAAUUUUCAUCAAAUGGCUGGGAUUUCAAAUUAUUUUUAACAGUAAGUACAAAAUUACUUGUGAAAAUAAGUGUAAAUGAAAUAUUAUAUACUUUUUACUCUGCAUAUAGUUUCUAGCAACUUAUUGUAUUAAAAAAAAACAAGAUGAAAUUUUGUAUAUAUUUUAAUAA
This is a messenger RNA of Rhizophagus irregularis DAOM 181602=DAOM 197198, 1372 nucleotides long. NCBI's taxonomy places the organism in Eukaryota, Fungi, Glomeromycota, Glomeromycetes, Glomerales, Glomeraceae. The record is from RefSeq and is a predicted model, not a curated record.